Molecule: messenger RNA, 884 nt
Organism: Ciona intestinalis (vase tunicate)
Lineage: Eukaryota; Metazoa; Chordata; Ascidiacea; Phlebobranchia; Cionidae
Source: RefSeq, a predicted model, not a curated record
UGUCGAAAGCGCUUUUUAGUCAAUAUGAAAAAUAUAAUGUUAAUUUGCGUUGUUACUUCGCUGUUUAUUAGUUAUGCUACUGCACGUACAACUCUAUCAAGACAAACAUCAAGGAAUGUCGGUGUAUUACAAUCUCAUUGUAGUCCCCGCAACUGUACAUGGGAGUGGGGGGCAUGCAGUAAGAGUUGUGGGGGUGGAACUCAAUCAGCGGUCCAAACAAGACCAAAAGGACGAUGUGGCUUGUGUGAUAUGCCGAGAAAUGGUAGAACAUGUAACACACAGACUUGCUGCAAAAAAGAGUGUACUUGGUCAGAAUGGACGCAUUGGACAGCGUGCACGGCUACAUGUGGAUACGAGGGCGUAAACACUCGGCACAAAUUGAAAGUCCCAACUGCUGCAUCGUGUAGUGAUACUAAUUGCACUGGUAGCAGGAAUGUGAUACAGCACUGUAAUCAAAGGUGUUGCCCCAUUAAUUGUGAAUGGUCGACAUGGCGGGAAGAUAGGUGUUCUGUGUCGUGUGGUAAUGGUACAACUAGGCAGAGAAGAGUGUUUCAAAUCUCCCCCACCUGCGACGGUAAGCUUUGCAUUGGAAACAAUACCCGUGAAGUCACUUGCAACCCAAGAGAGUGCCCAAGACUGGUUGUAUGUCACAAUACUGAUUGCUGUCAAAGGUGUUUUCGGGGAGAAAAUAAUUCACAGUGUCCCUCUAACUGUGUGGAAGGUCGUUUAUCUGCCAUGGGUUCGAGUUGCAGCCGAUUAAACAGUUACAAGUUGAACGUUUUAUUUUAUUCCUUUAGUGUAAACAUAAUUUUGUUCGGUAUUAUAAAUCUAAUUGCAAAUUAAAUUAAGAUUCUGUAAAGCGACACGUGGAAAAACUCUUCAAA